Messenger RNA from Marchantia polymorpha subsp. ruderalis, 2841 nucleotides. The record is from the annotation of a GenBank genome assembly. Lineage: Eukaryota; Viridiplantae; Streptophyta; Marchantiopsida; Marchantiales; Marchantiaceae.
CGGAACAAGGAACCGGCGGGAGAGGUUCUAAAGUUGGGUACGACGCUAGCCAGCGGCUCGAGCAGAUGCGGGACCCAGAGGCGGGAGUGAGCAAUGGGCAGGCCAGGCAGCAGUGGCAGGAACAGAGCAGAGAAUGGUCGAGUGAGGGAGGGACGGGGAGAAAAGGAGGGAACGUGGAUUUGCACCGGGACAUGCGAAUUCGUGGAUCGGUGGCAAUUGCUCACGACCGGCUCGGUUGAGUUCGCUUGCACUGACCAGCUCGCCCGCAGCAUCCUCUACCCUCUCCUCCGUUGCGACCAGCGAGCGCUUCACGCACUCGUCUCGAGCUCGUCUACGAGGUGAUAGACUAGUGCGCACGACGACGCUUGCGAAGUUUGGAGUGCAGAGCUCGGAGGGAGGAAGGGAGGGAGGAGGAGGAGGAGGGGUCGCGGGGGGAAUGUUGGUUCUGUGAUGAGCCUUGGGGAUAAGGGCAGGAGGGACGAGCGCCGGCAACCCGCUGGCGAGCACCUCUCCAGUUGUGUAGAAGCUCUUCUUUCACCGGAAGCCAGUCUGGAUCGGCAAUUGGAGGGAUGCGCGGCAGUCGAAUCCAUGACAUUGUAAUUUGAGCAAUGAGGAUGCUUCGUCUCGCGCCUCGGAUUUUCCUACUUUAGGAGAAUAUUCAGAAAUUGGGGCAUCAAAGGUUGUGGGCGCUCCUGGAUAGUCCUUGUGGAGAUUCGACAUGCUGUAAUUUGUCGCUGUGUCUUGCUCUGAGUGACAUACCUGUCCGAUUGAUACAUACGCACUAGGACAAUAUCACUAUGGGGAGGGAAUUUCAUGAUGUGGAGAUUCAGAGACCUCUUCUAGAGGAGGCCAACAAUGGAGAUUCUGUUGCUGCGGAAGCUGAGGCAACGAGUUCAAUCAAAGUAGCCACCGUCGAACCUCGCAGAUUAUUACCUGCGGAAAUUUACUCGAAUGGAGACAGCCCUUACAAGCAUAGCCCGGGAACAAGUAUCCUCUGUAAGGCUAUUGUAGCAAUUGUCAUCUACUUUGCCAUUGGAACCUUGUGCUUUUACUAUGCCGGGGACGAUCUCUUGGGUGUAAGAACACAGGCUUUCAUCGACGCCCUUUAUCUCUGUGUCGUGACUUUGACCACCGUGGGAUAUGGAGACCUUGUGCCCUCGUCCACAACGACAAAGCUCUUUACAUGUGUCUAUGUGUUUGUGGGAUUCGGCCUCGUGGGUGUAUUGCUGAGUGGCGCUGCCAAUUACCUCGUUGGGAAACAAGAGCAGAUUUUAGAGAAAGCUGUGUAUCGCAAAGAUCGCAACCAUCAUUGUGAGGACCACUUGCCUGAGGAUGACGACGUGAGAUCUGCUCAUUGGAAAGCAGUAAUUUCUGGGAUGAUGAUACUAGUCUUAAUGAUUAUGGGGGUCACGUUUCUUGUGCACUACGAGAAGUUCACUUUGGUGGAUGCAGUGUAUUGUGUCUCUGUUACCGUCACUACUCUUGGAUACGGAGAUCGAAGUUUCAAGACUGCAACUGGUCGUCUCUUCGCUGCAAUAUGGAUUCUUGCCAGUACCAUUUGCGCUGCUCAGUUUUUCCUUUACCUUUCCGAGGUUCACACGGAACAUCGGCAAAGGAGGUUAGCCCGUUGGGUGCUCUCACGUAAACCAACUAAGGUGGAUCUUCAAAAUGCGGACUUCGACAAAGACCAGUUUGUCAGUGCACCAGAAUUUGUGAUUUAUAAGUUGAAAGAGCUUGGGAAAAUCGAUGAGGACGAUGUGACCGGAAUCUUGCAGCAUUAUAAGCAAUACGUCCCGACCCCUACCGACUGUAUAAAUAUACAUGACUCGUACCUCGCCCAGCCAUCAUGAACCAUGCAUCGGCCAUCAAGCAGACUAUGCUUUUCAGUCAGUCAGAACUUUAUUAACCUAACGUCUCGCUAGGAAGGAAAGGGUGAGGGUGAUCCCGGUGAAAGUGCCUAGAGCAUAGGUCAAGUAAUUUUCAAACACAUUUUAUCUCUAUCUGUUAGGGAGUGGAGGUAAUAAGCAUCUUCUGAGAUCUUCAAUCCAGAUCUUACAGGCUGCCACAUGAUCUUCAAAUUAGUUGGUAGGCAGGAGACAAGUGAAGCCCACGUCUAUCAGCUCGUGGUCCUGAUGUCUUUUGCUUGACGAAUCGUUUGUAGCCUUGUGGCAAAAGUUACGAGAAAACCAGGAUCUUGUCCUAUGUACUAUGCGUGAAUGAGACGAGGCAACCAUUCCACCUGCCAUUUCCAGUGAGGCAUUGUUGCUUGAAUUGUUCUCGACCCCUUCCUACUAGGUGGCCUUGAGGGACAGGAUUUUUAGCCGUCAAAUAGAUGCGAAGGAUCUCGAGUUCUGGAAAUUCAAAUCUAGUGUGAGCUAGUCUCGAGUUUAUACUAUUCUUACCUCCUGUCAACCGGGUCUUUCGUAUUCCUCUAUCUCGCCGAAAGGAUGGAAAUGCGGAAACGUUUCUCGGCUCCGUCAGUGUACAUGAAUCGAGGUCGUCAAUAAUUUCAUGCUUGGAUAGAGUGAGCUGGGAGUAGCUGCUGUAGUUACAUUUGGAGAGAAGGUGUUUUCAUAGAUAGUUUGGCUUGAGAUUCAACUCUACACUGUCCUCAUGGUUAAAUUCGCCCUUUUGCGCGUUAGGUAGACAAGCAAAUUCCUGUAUGUGUUAGGCAAUGCACGCUCAUAUGGAGUUUUUGUAAAAUAUUUCAGCCUCUAGAUUCAGUACUUUUAAUUUUGGAGCUCACCUGGGUCUUGGAACCUAAUUAAGCUUUUUGGUGGAUUAUGGACUAUCUGAUUCCCUAGCCUGGGAUGAACUUGAAAAUUCUUCUCCACUGAACCC